CAAUGGCGCUUAUAAGACCCCGACCCGAGCUUUACCGCUGGCGGCGCUUUAGUCAGUCUGCAUCGCGGCAAAAGACGAAAUUUGAUCCUGACAAUGUGGAGCACUGGAUUAAGCGGGUGGAACAAGCCUCUGAGUUUGCUGUUUCUGAGGCUUUUUCCUCAAAAAAGACAUCUUACUCUAGAGGGAUUCAUGGUCCAGUACUGGAUUUGGAAACUACGGAGCAGCUGCUAGAUCAUGAUGAGGCAUAUGCAGAAGCGCAAGAGCUGCUUAGUGAUUGGAUGGAUUCAAAACUGAAGCUGGAACUGGCAAGUGAUCAAGAAGAUGCCACUGAAAAAACUGCUGCUUGCUGUGUUCCUCCUCAAGAACACCCUAGGGGCUUUCAGAAAUAUGACAAGUUUGAUGAAUUGUAUGGUUAUUUGGAACAAGAGAUGGAAAGUACCACAGUGCAAGACUUUUUGCAGCAUCUCCUGCAAAGUGAAGUUGUGAAGAGUGGUAUAUUGGAAGAUCUUAGAACUGAAGAUCUCAAGGAGAAAAGGAAGCCCAGGGACCCACGAAUUACCAUGGAGCUAAGGCAUCAACAGGUAAAAGAAAAUCGACUGAAACGGCAGAAGGAGCUCGAGCUUCUUAAGCAAGAGAAGGCUCUGAAAAAAUCUGUCAUGUCAGAGGCCCAGAAGCAACUCCAGGAGGAGAACAAGAAGAAGGUUCUGAAAGCCAAGAGAGAAGACGAGGAAAUCCAAAGGCAGAUGGUGAAACUGCGGAAGGAGUUUGUAGAAAGAAGGCACCUCAUGGAAGAAGCCUGGAAAAUGGAAAGAAAGAGGCACAAUUUAAAAAAAACUCAGAGGUUAGUAGAAGUCGGCCUGUCUCCUGCUGUGCCAGCCCAUCUGGAUUGUGUGAAAGAAGGACAAAGGAAGGAGAAACAGACCAAACUGCAGGAGCUGCUGAGCAAGAUUGACAUUGCAAAUCGGAAGUGCCUACAGAAGUAUUUCUCUGCCUGGUACAAGCAUAUUCUGGAUCUCAGGAUUAAAAUGGGGAAAGCAAGGGCCCUUGCUGACUGGAAGUGCCAGCUGAAGACCUUACGGGCCUGGAGAGAUUAUACCUGGUCUCAAAAAUUCGAGCAGGAGACGCAAAUCAUUGAAAACCAGCUUCGGGAUCAGAACAGAAAAAAACAGUUGGCUACCAAAUUUAACCGGAAAUGCAUUUUGCGGCAUUAUUUUGCUGAAUGGCAGUGCUGGAGUCGAACAGAAAUGGAAAAGAGAGAGCUACAGUUGAAAAAGGAGGAAACGAGGAGGAAAAUGGCAAAGCUACUAGAAGAAGUGGUGCGGGGGAAAGUUGCUCCAGUUUCUUCAUGGGAUGCCAAGAGAAUCCAUGGAACAGAAGAAGCCCUGGAUCAGCCUGUGGGUCAUACAGAGGUGGCUGAAAUACUCCAUUUACAGGAUGAUCUCACCACUGUAAAUUCCUACCCUCCAGAGACCAGUCAGAACCUUGACCUUCAUUCAGCAAAGAAGCCAAAAUGGGCAUGGCAGGUCACUCAGAAGCAUGCUGCUCUGAAUGCUCAGGACCGUGCCAUGUUUGGUAACCAAACCAGAAGUUCCUCCCAACGCCUUGGCCUGCCAAGACAAAAAAUGGCCCCUGCCUUCUGGGGCCCCAUGGAGCACCGCCAUGCCUUCCAGCAGCAGGUGAUUGAAGAGCAGAGACAGCAGCUUCAAGAGCAGCAAGAACUGAUCCUUCAGCUUCAGGAAAACGAGAAGCUAAAGAAGUCCAGGGAGGAGGCUGCGCAAGCCACAGCUGCUACCAUGGCACUUAACAAUCCUGCUCCAAAAACUAGGGAAGGAAAACAGUGGAGAGAGAAUCAGUCAAAUUGCAAGACUACCGAGCCUUUAAGGUCAGAAAAUCGCCAGUCAGAUGCCCAAAGCAAGAAGAACCUGAGAGUGCUAUCUGCACCCCAUCCUUUACUCAAAGCCAUGGAAGAGAGAGCAAUUCAGAGAGCAGAACGGAGGAGGGAACUGGAGGAAACAAAGAGAAAACGAGAGGAGGAGAAGUUGGCCCAGAUGCAGGCUGAAGAAGAAGAGCGGCAGAAGCAGGAAGCAGCAGAAAAGGAGGCACAGUUAGAGAAGAGGCGAGAGGAAAGAAGGUUGCAGAAAAUGAAAGAAUUGGAAAAACAGAGAAGGUUGGAGAGAGAGCAGCAGCUCUUAUCAAAAGCAAAGGAGCAUUAUAAUAAGGUCCUGCUGAGGAAUCAGGGGCUGAAGCCUUGGAAAAGACUAGUAGAGCAAAGACAGGAAAAUAUGGUGGUGGCACAAAGGCAUCACUGCUUCAGACUGCAAAGAAAAUGUCUGCUCGCCUGGCUUCAUCAUAUGCAAGACAUCCUUGCUGGGAAAAUAGCACAGGCUGAGGACCUUUAUUCCUGCCUGUUGCUCAGAAGGUCCUUCAAGAUCUGGAUAAAGUACAAGGAUUACAUAUCUACUAUGGAAGAAAAUGCAAGCAAGCGCCAUGAAACCUCCCUUAAGAAGAAAAUCUUUUGGGCUUGGUUUGAUGUGCUCAGUGAAGAGAAGAGUGCAUUGUGGGGAAAACAGAAGACUGCAGAUCAAUAUAGUGAGAGGAGGAUCAUGUUAAAUGCGUUCAGAGCCUGGAAGAAAUUCCCAGCAUUGAUGAAAGAGGAAAUGAAGAAGGAAGAAAGACUAGAACAGCUAAGAAAGAGAGUAGCUGAAAUUCUGCCAGACUUCCGAACAUGACAGAUGGAUUCCAAGCCAGGGGGCAGGCAGGUGGGAUUGGGAGAAAAGGGAGUUUGCAUGCUCCAUUCUCGGAUUUAGAAUGAAUCGGUGGAGAAAUGCGAACAUAUGGCAGUCCUGUGUACCUGUCUGUCUCUCCACAGUGUGACAGCAUCUUUGUACCCCAUGAGAAAUGUCCUACUGAAUGUCUGCUUAAUGUAGCAAUCCAAACUAGACUACCAUCAAAGUCUCCUUUUUCUGUCUCUCUCUGUUGGUCUGCCUCCCUAGGGUGAAAACCCAUGGUGUGGAUAUACUCUUCCCCCCCCCCGCCCCCCCCCCCACCUCUGUGAAGUAGAAUGGAUAUGAAUACAACAAGCACCUAAGCAAUGCCAAUUACAUGUUUCUCCCCAACCACUGGGAAGACAAUCAGCCCUGCCCCAAUGGUGGAAUCCUCACAUGCUCUCUAGUGACAUGGGGUUGUAGCAAGGGGAAGCGGCUCCCACAUGGAUGUGUAAAUGGAUCCCAUUAUCAGGACUGACAUAACCAUCAAAAGGCUGAGGGGCUAUAUACUCUCAGCCUUGAACAAUACAGCCACCAGAACAGAUAAGGCAGCCUUCCCCCAACCAGGUAUCUGCAUAGGUGGCCAGGGGAUUCUGGGAGAUGUAGUCCAACACACCUGGAGUCCACCAGGUUGGGGAAGGCUAUUCUGGUGGCUGUAUUGCUUUGCAGCUGAAAUCUUGCUUUUUGUUUUGAACUUUUCUGUCCUCUGGAUUUGAUAUGAUAUGGCUGGUUUUGGAGAGUUUUUCCUGUUAACAUGCAGUAGCAUGUUUAGUAGCCUGUGCACCAUAGGAAGGCUAGAUAAUACAAAUGAACUAGUUAUCAACAGUUCAAAAACGUGCAUUUAAGUGUACGUACACAGUGAUGCUUCUUAAUGCUGGCCACCUGGGUGAUGAAUGGUGGCUCUGGCUUCGGUUCCCUCUUGAGGCACAAAGUUUCUCCAUCUUGAAAAUUUACACGCAUAAUGGGCAAAAGGAUAGGAGGGUUGUCCGUGGCUAUUCUGUUUAGUUCAGAACUUCUGCUGUUCAGAGUUCUAUGGCUGAUGUAAGACAAAUUGUGUAAAUAUACUGGGAUGCUUUCUAUUAAAAUGCCACUAAUUAACAAACUUGUGUGGAAAACCAACUGAAGAAUGUCUGACAAUAGUCUCAAGAGUAACCUGUUGGGUUCAAAUAUAACCA
Elgaria multicarinata webbii is the source of this 3940-nucleotide messenger RNA. RefSeq names its product coiled-coil domain containing 191 (gene CCDC191). NCBI's taxonomy places the organism in Eukaryota, Metazoa, Chordata, Lepidosauria, Squamata, Anguidae. The record is from RefSeq and is a predicted model, not a curated record. The transcript has 17 exons. The coding region runs from base 3 to 2729 and encodes 908 amino acids.